AUGUCAUUUAGUUUAAAGAUAGAAAAAGCUUAUCGUGCAAUUGUCAACCUCUCUUCCACUGCCGGUGAUAUGGGUAUAUUGGCUAAACAUCUUGCUACGAUCCAACAACUGAAACCAGGUGUUGUGGGAGUUGUAGAAAACCCUACUACAACAAAGAAGUUUUUCUCGAGGCUUUCCACUCCACUCGAACAUUUUUCUAUCGAAGCCAUACGUGCUAAUCUAGCCGAAGCUCAGCGUCUAUCCGCUAGUAGUACAACUGAACAGAACGCGCUGCUGCAAAGGUUGAAUCUGAGGUCUUUGAAAAGAGUUGAUAGCAGUAAUAGGAGUGGAAUGAGACUCGCUGGGUUUUAUGCACGAUUCGGCUAUGGAAUGGGUCCUGGUGCGCGUAAGGAUAGUAGUCUAU
Molecule: messenger RNA, 403 nt
Organism: Paraglomus brasilianum
Lineage: Eukaryota; Fungi; Glomeromycota; Glomeromycetes; Paraglomerales; Paraglomeraceae
Source: the annotation of a GenBank genome assembly